UUUCCUGUUAAGAUUAUAUAUCAUUUAUAAGCUGGAAUUGAUCAUGUGUAGGAUUAUUAUAUAUCAUUUAUAAGCUGGAAUUGAUCAUUUGUAGGAUUUUUGGGUGUGAGAACUCUAGCUGGAGAACAAGGAGAACAAGAGGAUGAUAGACAGUUCUAUUAGAGAAAUAGAGAGGACAAGCCUUUUGAGGGUUGAGGACACAGAGAAAUGGAAUGAACAUGUUGCAGUCCUCUGAUAUCAGAAUGAGAGGAAUCAAAGAGAACUCAAUCCUCUCUUUCAAUACUGCUGCACAAUUCCCAAUUGAUUUUGUUGAGUUUGACGUUCAGAUUGAUAGACAUAUAUUGAUUCCAUCGCUAUAAUCUGACACAUCACACUAUGGAGCCGGAGAAACAAGUGAAAAAGUACAAGGAAGAAGAAACAGUUUCUGGACCGUCAUCUAUAAAGAAUGAUGCUGUUGCAAAAGUACUUGGUCCAGAUCCACGAGGACGAGUAAGAGGAGACUCCAUUUUGGACCAAGCCCAGGGCUUCAAGUCCACGCCGAUCGGAGAUUGCAGCUUGGGUUUCCUACCGGAAAGCUUCGAUUGGGCUAGCCACGGUGCCGCUGACGCCACUACUUCUUCUUUUGCCUGCGUUGGUGAGGAAAAUGGAAAAGGGUUGUCAAAACCAAAAGGGGGCUAUUUGUGCAAUUGGAUAAAGUCUAGGUUGGUUAAGCCUGCAGCCGAUUGGGGUUUCGAUUCCGGUAAUGGCGAGGAUUUGGAGGAGAUUGAUGUGCUGCUACUGAGGCUAAAUGGGAUUGGGGAAGAAGGGGAUAGAAUUGUUGAGGAUGAAAAUGGGGGUUUGGUUCAGUGCUCUAUGUGGGAUUGACAAUUCUGAGUGGAGCAAUGAAGAAAGACAUCUCCACACCAAUGAUUGUCUUGACAAAGAAGAAUUUCAACCGCUACAUGUAAGUACAAGUGUCUACUACUGUAAAGAUUUGGGCUUUUUGAUUGUGAAUGCUAAUUUUACUAUAGGGUAUUUCAUUUCCAAUUCCUGAUGACUUGCUGGGGCCUCGAGUUUCUCUCUGUCGUGGUUCCGUUGAUAUUAUUCCCAGCAAACUCAAAUGUAGACACAAUAAUAACUGAGACGAGGUUCUGGUACAGCAUCAAAGAAAUUUUAGAGAGAACCCAUCAAGCUUCAGAGCAAUGUGGCGAGAAAGGUGAAGAAGAAUCAAAAGGGAUUUGAAUUGGAAGCGAGAGAAAUAGAAGGGUGAAGUCUUUAAGAAGAAAGAUCAGUUGGGAAAGCCAGAAGAUUUAAAAUCUUGUUCUUUCUCUCUGUGGUGGUUUUGGAGAAGAAAGAGAUAAAAAAGAAAAAAGAAAUAAAACAAUAAAUAUGAGGGUAUUUCAGAAACUAAGAAGAGAGUUGAGAAAAAUAUUAUUAAAAUAUUCAAA
Messenger RNA from Rosa rugosa (rugosa rose), 1427 nucleotides. RefSeq lists its product as uncharacterized. The coding region runs from base 376 to 864 and encodes 162 amino acids. NCBI's taxonomy places the organism in Eukaryota, Viridiplantae, Streptophyta, Magnoliopsida, Rosales, Rosaceae. The record is from RefSeq and is a predicted model, not a curated record. The transcript has 4 exons.